CACAGCUGCUGGAGGAGGAGGAGUGGAGAUGUGAUCCCCGUCUCCAUUCAUCAUGACACCGUUCUUCAACAGCAAUAGGUCUGACAUGACUAAAGGAGAGGUGUUUCUGGAGUUCCUGAACCAGUCAACAGUAUUCUGCAGCCAGUUUGACAAUGGCAAGUGGUAUUGCUACAUCCUGCUGGUUAUCUUCAUGUUUGCCCUUCCUGUGGGGAUUCUGGGAAACGUAGCAGCUCUAAUCAACUACACCUGCUUCAGGAAAACCUCGAGCACCAGCAAUAUUUUCCUGUUGAACCUGGCUCUGUGCGACUCAGCCUGGGUCCUCACUGUCCCUUUCAACCUCUACUUCACCUUCCAGAGACCGUACCUCAAAGACAUAGCGAUCUUCUGCCAGUUCAGGAAGAUCUCGUUCAACAUCAACAUAUACGGCAGCAUCCACUUCCUCACUCUCAUUAGUUUUGAUCGAUAUGUCGGGACAGUGCACCCUAUAAGCUCUCUCCGCUGGUGGGAUGUGGGUAAAGCCAAGCUAUGCUCACUAUGCACAUGGGUCGUGUUGGUCCUGAGUUCCAUUCCUGACUUAUUUGUAACUUUUGGUAUUGAGCGACCAAAAAAUGUAACUGUGUGCAUGGACCACAUCCAAGGCCCUUUUAUCUACAUCAAGACAAUCACCAUUAUCAGAACAAUAGUAGGCUUCCUGCUACCGUUCACCAGCAUGCUGGCUUUUUACAUCAUGACAGUUCGUGUUUUGAGGCGUCUCCCAAGGGGUAGAAGGCAUAGAGGAGCCCAGCGGACGGGAGGGAAGCCUCUGAGGCUCAUCACUGCUGCCAUACUUGUCUUUGUGGUUUCCUUUGUGCCGUACCACGUCAUGAUCAUGACCCUGGUGUUCAUGAGGAUCCAUAACCAGGUCACGCCAUCUAACACCAACGUCCUGUAUGCCUCCUAUGAGUUCUUUGAGGCCAUGUGCAGUGUAAGUAGCUGCUUGGACCCAGUGUUGUAUAUUAUGGCUAGUGAGCAGUUCCAGAGGAAGCUGCUGGCCUUGAAAAGAGCCCGAUACCGGAGACUGUGCUGCAGAGCCAGCAGGAGGGUUGGUGUAAUUGGGUGAAUCCAAUGCAUGACUUUUUUGCCUAGUUACCUUAAAUUGCCUCAACUGUAUCACUAUUACACUGUGCCAGUAGCAGAUGUUAAUGGUACCUUGGCCUAAAUGGUUAUCUUGGCCUAAAGCAUGCGUAAAUUGCACUAUUAUGGAACUGGAAUUAAAGAAGAAACUUGACUUCUUUUCUUACAGCAAUAUAAAGCAA
Messenger RNA from Dicentrarchus labrax (European seabass), 1295 nucleotides. RefSeq names its product P2Y purinoceptor 1-like. Gene Ontology annotation, molecular function: G protein-coupled receptor activity. Gene Ontology annotation, cellular component: plasma membrane. The coding region runs from base 53 to 1099 and encodes 348 amino acids. The record is from RefSeq and is a predicted model, not a curated record. The transcript is spliced from 2 exons. Lineage: Eukaryota; Metazoa; Chordata; Actinopteri; Moronidae. Gene Ontology annotation, biological process: G protein-coupled receptor signaling pathway.